Molecule: messenger RNA, 1616 nt
Organism: Manihot esculenta (cassava)
Lineage: Eukaryota; Viridiplantae; Streptophyta; Magnoliopsida; Malpighiales; Euphorbiaceae
Product: cytochrome P450 705A12
Exons: 2
Coding region: 24-1586 (520 amino acids)
Cellular component (GO): membrane
Molecular function (GO): iron ion binding; oxidoreductase activity, acting on paired donors, with incorporation or reduction of molecular oxygen, NAD(P)H as one donor, and incorporation of one atom of oxygen; heme binding
Source: RefSeq, a predicted model, not a curated record
UUCCCAACUAGCUUAGCUAAGCUAUGUCUUCCAUUUCCAUGGCCAACAAUGAUAAUGCCAUUUACUACUGCCUUCUCUUCUUCAUGUCUCUAAUUUCCAUAUUUCUGAUGCGUUUGCUCAUCAAGACCUGUACAAACUUCGGCAGCUCGAUCCGCCACCCACCAAGUCCGCUGGCUCUUCCCAUCAUCGGCCACCUUCAUCUUGUUGGCACUGCAUUUCCAAAAUCCUUUCAAACCCUAGCUCGCCGCUAUGGACCCCUCAUGCAGUUACGUAUAGGUUCUUCAACCUUUGUUGUUGCUUCAAGUGCCUCCAUUGCUAAAGAAAUCUUCAAAACUCAUGAUCUCAAAUUUGCCUCUAAGUUUGAAAUGGGUCCUAAAGAUUACAAUAUUUAUCAAGGAACAGGGUUUAUUACUGCUCCUUAUGGCGCUUACUGGAAGUUCAUGCGAAGGCUUUGCAUCACCGAGCUCUUUGCUGGCUCCCAGUUCGAUCGGUUUAAUCGUAUUCGGGAACAAGAGAUCAUAAAUCUACUAAAAUCGCUAAUGGGUUGUGCGAAAAAGGGAGAAGUAUGCGAUUUGAAUUUGGAGUUAGAAACCUUGACGAACAACUCCAUAUGUAAAAUGGCAAUGAGUAGGAGAUUUUCCGACAAGGAUGAUGAAGCUAAGAAGAUGAGGAAGAUGGUGUCUGAAAUUAUGGAGGCUGGAGCUAAGCUAGGUAUUCAUCAAGUGUUUGGAGUUCUGAAGAAAUUUGAUAUAUUUGGACAUGGGAAAAAGCUUCAAGAGGCAACUAUGGCGUUUGAUGGAGUAAUGGAGCAGAUCAUGAAGGAUUAUGAAGAAAGCUUGGUGGAUGGUGGAGAAAAUGAAGAGAAAGAUGUUAUGCAUGUUUUGAUGCAGACUUACAAAAACACAGAGGCUGAAGUGAAGCUAACAAGGACCCAGAUCAAGCAUUUCAUUCUAGAGCUGUUUAUGGCAAGCGUUGACACAGAAUCAGCAGCAAUACAAUGGGCAAUGGCAGAGCUAAUCAACCACCCCAGUGUUUUCAAAAAGCUAAGAGAUGAGAUUCACUCAGUUGUUGGUUCCUGCAACAGACUCAUCAACGUAUCAGACUUCCCAAAUCUUCCAUACCUACAAGCCAUCGUCAAAGAAUCCCUCAGACUCCACACUCCAGGGCCAAUCAUCCACAGAGAAUGCACCAAAGAUUGCCAGAUCAACGGCUUUGAUAUUAAAGCCAACACUAAAAUUCUCAUCAAUGCAUAUGCUAUAAUGAGGGAUCCAGACACAUGGCACGAUCCUGACGUGUACAUUCCUGAGAGGUUUUUGGUGGGACCCAGGGGAGAGUUUGAUAAAAGUGAGAUGGAAAUGAAAAGGCAUGAUUUUAGUUACCUUCCAUUUGGUGGUGGGAGGAGAAUUUGCCCUGGCUCACCUCAUGCUUAUGCAUUGAUGCAUUCAGUAAUUGGAGCUUUGGUUCAAUGCUUUGAUUGGAAAGUGAAGGAUGGAGAGAAUAUUGACAUAAACAUUGCCAAUGGAUUCUCAGGAACUAUGGCUCCUCCUCUUCUAUGUUAUCCCAUCACCCACUUUAAUCCAUUUUAAAUAUGGAAGAUUUAUUAUUUAGUUAUCGAA